UCCGGCGUCGACGGCGCAUAUAGCGUCAAUAACAACUAUGGCAUUUUUCACUCGGUCCCUUCAAGAUGUCCCAAAGGUAACGGUCAACGACGUGAGUCGAAUCAUACAAAAGUUAUGUCACACUUCGACAACCAAGAAAGAGAAGGGCUUCAAAUUGUAUGUGUCAAGCUACAUCCACAAUUUUGAAGGUAAGAUCUGGACGUGUUCUGUGUUUACAUGCCCAUAGCAUGCAUGCUAUCUAGUGCUAGCGCAGCAGGUGCAGCGUAGGCUAUGUUUACUAUUAUGUGUCAAUCACAGCCAAUUUUCCUAACGCCUUUGUCAAUGUCAGUUUCAAACAAGGAUUCAAGCACAGGAGAGGUAACGAUUAGGGCUGAGUGCUACAGAUCUAUGAGGAAAAGCCAAAAGCCUCACAGCUUAAGCAUUGUGCUUGGGGAUGCCCGUCCUGUGCAGCUACAAAGCUGCCAGUGUACCUGUGUGGCAGGUACAGCUGUGUGUAAUCAUGUGGCAGCACUGUUGUACCAGACUGCACAUUAUUGCCAGCUUAGCAUGACCUCUGUUCCCCCAACACACAGCUGCACAGAGACUGAACAGAAGUGGCAUAAGCCAAGAUCCAUGGGUGUUAAACCUGGUCUUGUAAAUGACAUGGUGAUUCUUUCAGCCAGACCCAAGGAACGAAAACUGAUGGAAGGCAUUAGGAGCAACUUGUAUAAGGGUGUCAGUUCAGCUCUGCCUGAACUUUCCACACUCAGGGUGGAUGAAGUCUACCAUGAUGUUCCAAGUGAUGUGGCUCCACUGAUAACAACUAUGGCUAUGGACAUUAAUGUUCCUCUGGUUGACUCUGCAUUUGGAAAAGUGCAAGAAGGAAGUGUGUUAUCCUAUCAUAUGCCAGCAAAAAGAGUUCCAAAAACCUGUCCCCACACAGAUGCUCCUUCUCCCCCACAGCUGCCACUUCAGGGUUACAGGCUGGGACCCGCUACCUGCUCUUUUGUCUGCACUGAACAUCAGCAGCACCACAUGAUGUCCCUGGAAACAACAUUAGAGAACGCACACAAAAUUGCCAACAGCACAAAAGAGCAGAGUUCCUGCAUCGAGUGGCUCCAACUGAGGCGGCCCCGCAUCACCUCCUCCAAGUUCAGAGAGGUAUGUCACACCAGGGCACAGAGCUCUGCUGAAAAUCUUGCCAAAAGACUUCUGAGACCUAGCCAUCAGACUGCCGACAUGAGGAGGGGGCUUGACAUGCAACCUGCAGCAGUAGAGGAGUACUGCAGAGUAAGGGAGGUUAACCACUAUCCCUGCGGCUUUCUUAUCCACCCUGAUGCACCCUGCAUGGGGUCAUCACCUGAUGGCAUUGUGUACGAUCCAAAGGGGCAGACAGUGUUUGGCCUUGUUGAAAUUAAAUGCCCCAAUGUUGCAAGCUAUGUUGACUGCCCAUAUAUUAAGAUCAGUGAGGGCACACACACAUUAAGGAAAUCUCAUUCCUACUUUUGGCAAAUCCAGGGCCAGAUGUUGAUUUCUGGUUUAGACUGGUGUGACUUUGUUGUCUACACACAGGAGGACAUGUUUAUUCAGAGGAUUCCCAGAGAGAAUGAAAUCACCAAAACAAUGAAAGUAAAAAUUGAUUUUUUUUAUUUUUAUUGUUACCUCUUUGCUUCCCUAAAUAAUUAGAUUCUGAUUGCCUGUCACACUUCUUUAUAGAGUGCUGUUAAUUUCUCUUUUCUCCAUUUCUCUUACUGGCAGUAACUCUUAUUAGUUCAAUCCAUUUCAAAAUAUUUGUACAUAUAUAUUGAUUCAAGUUUUUAUAUUUUUUCUUAAUUGUAUUACUAUGUUUCUUGUUGUAUUAAUACUAAUCUAUUAUUAAAUUACAUGUUACAUGUUC
Molecule: messenger RNA, 1876 nt
Organism: Oryzias latipes (Japanese medaka)
Lineage: Eukaryota; Metazoa; Chordata; Actinopteri; Beloniformes; Adrianichthyidae
Source: RefSeq, a predicted model, not a curated record